AUGGCGUCAUGCGCGCGCGUCGCGUCCGCAUCCGCGUCCUCUUCGCCGCGCGCGUCGCCGCCGCCGUCCUCGCGCCGACGCGCGCCGACGCGCGCGCGCCAUCACCGAACGCGUCGGCGUUCGACGAUCGCGAGGGAUGAUGAUGACGCGAUCGACGACGACGUCGCGACGACGACGUCCUCCUCCUCGUCCAUCGCCGACGCGGAGGCGCUGCUGAUCUCGCGCCUGUCCAGCCUUCCCGGCCGCGGCGCGAACGCGUCCGCCGCGGACGAGGAGGCCAUCGCCGCGGCGCUCGCCGUCCUCGAGGCGGACGGCGGCAUCGCGCGCCCGGCGACGCGAGACGAAAUCUGCGGGACGUGGCGACUCCUGUACACGUCCAAGUCGGCGUUCGACCCGCGGAACCCGCUCGGGAAGCGCGCGGACGGCAGCGCGCCGGGGAUCGAGGGGUUGUUUAGGGCCGUGUUCGGGGACGACGCGGGAGAGAAGAUGGCGGCGGGGAUGACGAGCGCGGCGUCGUCGAGCCCGAUACAGAGAACCGUGACGUCGCUGGAGGCGUUCACGAUCCAGGCGCGUUCACGCUGUUAUUACACCGGACUUUACUUCCCGGCGGUCGUUCCUCUCCGCCCACUACCCCUCGCUGCUUUCAAUCCCGACGCACCCACCUCGACGCCUCACGACUCCGCUUCUGACGCGCCCCUGAACUCCGCCCCGACGUCGCGACGUCGCUUCGCGCGGAUCGUCGACGCGCAGCAAGCCAUCCGUCUUCGCGGCCGCGACGACGACCGCGUCGACCAGAUCGUGCAGUUCGGGGACUCGGGGUACCUGCGACUCAGCGCCGCCGCGAGCGUGGACGAGGCGAGCGCGCCGAGCCGGAUAGACUUCGCGUUCGACCUGGCGUACUUCGAGAUCAGAUCGCUUCCGCCGUUCGGGUUUAAACCUCCGGGGGGUCCGAUUCGGAUUCCCUACCCGGUGCCGUUUAAACUCCUCGGCGACGAAGCGAAAGGGUGGCUCGAGACGACGUACCUCGGCGCGGACGUGAGGGUCAGCAAGGGGAACAAAGGGACGACGUUCGUGCUCGUGAGAGAGGCGAGCGACGGCACGGGGACGCCGUUGCCGUACGAGUUUUAG
Messenger RNA from Micromonas pusilla CCMP1545, 1128 nucleotides. RefSeq lists its product as uncharacterized. NCBI's taxonomy places the organism in Eukaryota, Viridiplantae, Chlorophyta, Mamiellophyceae, Mamiellales, Mamiellaceae. The transcript is spliced from 3 exons. The record is from RefSeq and is a predicted model, not a curated record. The coding region runs from base 1 to 1128 and encodes 375 amino acids.